Messenger RNA from Tetranychus urticae (two-spotted spider mite), 10796 nucleotides. The record is from RefSeq and is a predicted model, not a curated record. Lineage: Eukaryota; Metazoa; Arthropoda; Arachnida; Trombidiformes; Tetranychidae.
AGUGCAAGGUGGCAAAAGUGUACACAUUCAAUUUUAGUAGAACUUUUGAUUUUCAAAAAGUCAAUUUUCGCUUAAAAUAUCGGUCAUCUGUAAUAAUUUUCUGUGAUUUAACUCUAGUUUACAGUUUGUUUUGGCAACUCAUUUUGCGCCAAAUAAAAAGCAAAACUCGCUUGCAUUGUGCAUUCCAUUUGAGGAUCUUAUUUGUUAAAUUAACUUCCUUUUCACAUUUUUUAUUCAACUGCCAGUUCAAUGGAUUACUUUCAGUGCUAACUUGUGUUUUUGUGCAUUUUGUGACUAAUUAGGAUAAUUAUUUACUUCCUCUGGAGUCACAUCACCGGGAAUGCAUCUUUACUUUCGGGUCAAGGUGUAAACAUUGUCAACUGUUUAAUGCCUCGUAAUUGAUGGAAACAAUAAUCAUGUAAAAGGCUGCAAUUGGAUUCAUGGCACACAUUGACUUAUUGGAUGAAAAUUGACGAAAAAAAAGAGAAAACAUUUUUUGUCUUUUCUUUUUCAUCCCUCGAUUACUUUCCACAUUUCUCAUCAUUCGCAUUAUUGAAUCUUUAAUCUUUCAAUUUAACCUUCUUUUUAUAUCUUCAUCUCUCCUCUCAUCCAACGAAUUGUCCUAAUCGUUUUCCUCGAAUCAAAUUCUUAUAAAUAUAAUUGGAUACCUUUUGUUGUUGCUCUUGUUGUUGUUGCCACUGAUGCUCAUGCUGUUGCUAUUGUUGUUAUUGUUACAUUUUGAAAGCUUUUCAUCUCUACAUCUUUCGAUUUUUUUGUAUCAAAUUAACGUCAAAUUUGUAAUCUGAUUUCAUCCAUUUCUUUUGCACUUUUUCAAUCUUGUUUCUCCAUUUUGCCUCAUAUCGAAACAAAUUGUCUUUUAUUGGACUGAUUUGAUUGAGAGGAAGGAGAAGGCGAACCAACAAAAAAAAAGUAAUUGCAAGACUUAUGGACAACUCAAGAGUCGAAUUUUGACUUUUGGCAUUUUCGCAAGUUUCGGCUUUUGGUAAACCUUUUGUUUUACACUUGUCAAGUAAACUGUUGGAAAUGCAAAUGAUGGGAAAAACUUUGAAAGGUUUAAAUGGUUACGUCUCAUUGGGGUCAUCAUGUCAACUCAAGUCGAACAUUAUCUUGCUGGAAAACUGGUUCUCUGGAAUUGAUGAUAAACAUUAUGAGGAUGAUGAUGGAAAUACUAACUGAUAAACGAUUGGUAUUUGUAUUUACAAGUGAAACUCGAAGGGAAUCACGAAAGAAAAGGAAACUCCGUCGAGAGGGUAAAGUACAGAAGAGAAAGAAAGAAAGAGUGAGAGUGAGAAGAGAGAUAAAGAAGAAGAAGAUAAAGAUAUAGAAGAAGAUGAUUGGGGCAGCCGCAAGUCGUCAUUUGAACAGUCGCCGUCGAACCUCUUCUCCCAAUGUUGGCAUAACACUUCAAGUUCCAUCAGAAUCACGGUUAACGAUAACUCGUGAAGAAGACGAGGAAAGUGAAAAGGUAACUAAACAUGAUCAUUAUCAUCAUCAACAUCAAACAAGGAUCAACAUUGGCUUGGAUAAUAAUGAUGAUGAUGAAGAUGGUGAUGAUGGCCAUGAGAAUGAUGAUGAUGAUGAUGAUGGAGAGGAUGAUGAAGAUGAUGAGGAUGAGGAAGAUGGAAGGGAUAAUGUUGGAGUAAAAGGAAGGAAAGCAACAGCAGCAACAUCAACAACUUCAAGGAAUAAUAUCAAUGUUAAAACAUUUAGUGUUUCAAGUGAUAAAAAUAGUGAUAACAAUGCCCAAAGGAAUGGUUUAAACAAUAGAUCAAUCAAUUUUAUUAAUAAUAGUAAAAGUAAUCAUAAAAAUACCAAAGGAAAGGAAUAUAAAAGUGAUUUAAAUGGUGACGAUUGUGAUUCAAAGGAUUAUAGUUUUACACCCAAAAAGGAAUUAAACUCUUCAAGUGCAACAACAAGUGAACGAAUCUCUUCCACUGCAACCUUAAAGGUACCCGAAGAUGGGAAAAGGUCACGUUCAUCGUCCUUCUCUCGGCCCUCCAUAAGUAGUGAUAUUCCUCCAGCUAAUCAUUUGAGGCGACGUCGAGCUGUUGAGAUAUCGGAUCACAAAGCGUGUGUGCUUCUUCAUUCAAAGUUGAAAGGGAUGAAACUUGAAGACAUUGCACUUCUUUCAAUCAGCUACGGUGCUAACGUUGAAACCUCUAAUAAUUAUGGGGAAAGUGGAACUGGACCAGGCAAUUUAAGCCAAGCAAGUAAAAUGGCCAAAAGGAAAGGACCCUCCACGGAGGGUGGGAAGGGUCCUAGCUCAUGUUUCAUACUGAGUGAGGACAACUUCCUAAGACGGAAUGUGAAGGCCUUUACAGAAUGGUCAGUUUUCGAAUAUGCAGUCCUUUUGACCAUCAUUGCCAAUUGUGUUGUACUGGCCUUGGAGGAGCAUUUGCCCGAAAAGGAUAGGACACCUUUAGCUCUUCAAUUAGAUAAAACGGAACCAGUUUUUUUAGGCAUAUUUUGUGUAGAAGCUUCUUUAAAAAUUAUUGCCUCUGGCUUUGUACUGCACAAAGGAUCUUACUUAAGAAACGUUUGGAAUAUAAUGGAUUUCGUUGUCGUUAUAACUGGGUUUAUCACCCUAUUACCUGAUGAAAUCCUCGAUUUAGGAAUAGAUUUGAGAACCCUGAGAGCCAUUCGAGUGCUUCGACCUCUUAAACUGGUUUCUGGUAUUCCAAGUCUUCAAGUUGUUCUCAAGUCCAUCAUCAAAGCUAUGGCUCCUUUGUUACAAAUUGGUUUAUUGGUUUUGUUUGCAAUCGUUAUAUUCGCCAUCAUAGGCCUUGAAUUUUACUCAGGCUCACUUCAUCACACCUGUGUUAGCCUUGAAGAUUUAACAUCGAUAAUAUUAGAUGGAGAACAAGAGACUCCCUGUUAUUGUGGUAAUCCAAGUAAUUGUGAUGAAAUUGAAGAGAAGAAGAGAGACAAUGGAGCUCAUUUCUGUGAUUUAAAUAUAUCUUCCUGUCAAGAAGUUUGGAAAGGUCCUAACUUCGGGAUAACUUCUUUUGAUAACAUCUUUUUCUCUAUGUUAACUGUUUUUCAAUGUAUCACUCAAGAAGGCUGGACUCAAGUGCUUUACUGGAUGAAUGAUGCCAUGGGUACCAGUUGGAAUUGGAUUUAUUUUGUCAUUCUUAUUAUUUUGGGUUCCUUUUUUAUGCUCAAUUUAGUUCUUGGUGUCUUAAGCGGAGAGUUUGCCAAAGAAAGAGAAAGGGUUGAAAAUCGUCAAUCGUUUCUUCGAUUGCGUCGUCAGGAGCAAUUGGAGAGAGAAUUGGAAGGUUAUGUUGAAUGGAUAAUAAAAGCUGAGGAUGUGAUUCUUGCAGAAGAGCGGACAACCGAAGAGGAAAGAAUACAUAUAAUGGAAGUUAAACGAAGACGAGAAGCGACGAAAAGUAAAAAAGGGAAAAGCACUUUAAGCAAAAGUCAAGAAGAUGACGACGAAGAAAAUGCCGAAGAAGAAGAGGAAGAGGAAGAAGAAGUGCUUCCUAAGAAGGGUGUGCUUAAAGGAUUUGCUCGAGCUUCAUAUCUUCACUCAAAGAUUAAAAAUCGAGGAGCUUGUAAGGCUUUCUGGAGGACAGAGAAACGUGUCAGAUCGUCUGUACGGAGAGUGAUUAAGUCGCAAGCUUUUUAUUGGUUUGUGAUUGUAUUAGUUUUUUUAAAUACCGUUUGUGUUGCUGUUGAACACUACGGUCAACCUCAAUUUGUGACAGAUUUUUUUUUUUACACUGAAUUCGUAUUUCUGGGUUUAUUUAUAUUUGAAAUGUUUUUAAAAAUGUACGCACUGGGUUUUACAACUUAUUUCAAAUCAGCCUUUAAUCGAUUUGAUUGCAUUGUCAUCUCUGGAAGUGUUUUUGAAGUUAUCUGGGAUCAUUACAAGGGAGGAUCUUUCGGAUUCUCUGUACUUCGAGCUUUACGUCUACUGAGGAUAUUUAAAGUUACAAAGUAUUGGUCCUCAUUGAAAAAUUUGGUUGUCUCUUUGUUAUCAUCUAUGCGAUCCAUUAUUUCCCUUUUGUUUCUUCUCUUUCUUUUCAUCUUGAUCUUUGCUCUUCUCGGUAUGCAACUUUUCGGUGGAAACUUCAAUUUUCCUGAAGAAACUCCGCCAGUAAAUUUCAAUUCUUUCGUUGUUGCACUGUUGACUGUAUUUCAAAUAUUGACCGGUGAAGAUUGGAAUGAAGUUAUGUAUCAGGCAAUUGAAUCGCAGGGAGGCGUUGAUAAUGGUGGAAUGAUUUACAGUUCCUAUUUUAUCAUUUUGGUACUUUUCGGUAAUUACACUCUGCUCAAUGUGUUCUUGGCCAUUGCGGUUGACAAUUUAGCCAAUGCUCAAGAGUUGACGGCUGCGGAAGAAGAGGAAGCCGAAGAGGAUAAACAACGAGCCAAAGAUCAGUUGGAAAAUGAGAUUGCCCAUUUACAUAAACAGGGAACUGGAUCAUCCAAUGCUCUUGACCUGCCAGCUGUAACCAUUUGUCCUCCUUCACCCUUACAGGGUAAACAGGGUGGAAAGGCUGGUGCCACUGGUAAAGCUGCUGGUGAUGCUGAUAAGGGUGAUGAUGAAGAGGAAGAUGCUGUUGGACCUAAACCAAUGCUGCCCUAUUCUUCCAUGUUCAUCUUGUCAUCAACUAAUCCGAUCCGAAAGGCAGCUCAUUAUGUUGUCAAUUUACGUUAUUUUGAUUUUUUUAUUAUGGUUGUCAUCUUUUGUUCAUCCAUUGCGUUAGCCUGUGAAGAUCCAGUCAAUGAAGAUUCACCCAUUAACGAUACUCUUGAAAUUUUUGAUAAAGCAUUUACAAGUGUCUUUACUGUUGAAUUGUUGCUUAAAAUUGUCGAUCAAGGAAUCUUUCUUCAUCCAGGUUCCUAUUGUCGAGAUGUCUGGAACAUCAUGGAUGCCGUUGUUGUUAUCUGUGCCCUUAUCGGUUAUGGAAUGGGUGAAAAAGAUGGAGCUGAAAAUUUAGGUACAAUUAAAUCACUGCGAGUUUUAAGAGUGUUGCGACCUCUGAAGACCAUCAAAAGAGUACCUAAGUUGAAGGCUGUAUUUGAUUGUGUCGUUACUUCACUUAAAAAUGUAUUCAACAUUUUGAUUGUUUAUAUGUUAUUUCAAUUUAUAUUUGCCGUCAUUGCGGUCCAAUUGUUCAACGGUCGAUUCUUCUUUUGCAAUGAUGAAUCCAAGUUGACUAAAGAGGAAUGUCAGGGCGAGUUUUUUCGAUUCUCUUUCAAAGAAAACAGUUUACCAGCUGUUGAACGACGGGUCUGGGAGCGACGAAAUUUUCACUAUGACAAUGUUAUGGCUGCCAUGUUGACCUUAUUUGCUGUUCAAACGGGUGAAGGUUGGCCUGGGAUAUUACAAAACUCAAUGGACGCAACGUUUCAAGACUAUGGACCUUUGCCUCAUUUUCGUGUUGAAAUGUCCAUCUUUUACAUAAUCUUUUUUAUCGUAUUUCCAUUCUUUUUCGUCAACAUCUUCGUUGCCUUAAUUAUUAUUACAUUUCAAGAGCAAGGUGAAAAAGAGUUGGAAGAAGGUGAACUGGACAAGAAUCAAAAGUCAUGCAUUGAUUUUGCCAUCAUGGCCAGGCCACAACAGCGUUACAUGCCUAAAAAUAAAGAUUCAUUUAAAUAUCGAGUCUGGAGGAUUGUGGUGUCAACAGGUUUUGAAUAUUUCAUCAUGAUUUUAAUUGUUUUUAAUACACUUCUUCUUAUGAUGAAGUAUCACCAUGCUGAUGAUACUUAUCUCGAUGUUUUGAGCUACAUGAAUGAAUUAUUCACGAUUUUCUUUCUAUUAGAAUGUAUUCUCAAAUUAGUGGCGUUUGGAUGCAAGAAUUUUUUCAAAGAUUCUUGGAAUGUUUUUGACUUUGUUACCGUUGUUGGAAGCGUCAUUGAUGCAAUUGUUAUGGAGUUCGGGUCGCAAUUGAGAUCGUACCAAUUUAAUGUUGGUUUUUUAAGAUUGUUUCGAGCUGCUCGAUUGAUUAAACUUUUACGCCAAGGAUAUACGAUAAGAAUUUUGUUAUGGACAUUUAUUCAAUCAUUCAAAGCAUUGCCUUACGUCUGUCUACUUAUAGCCAUGUUAUUUUUCAUUUAUGCCAUUAUCGGUAUGCAGGUUUUCGGAAAUAUCCGUUUGAAUCCGGAAACUGAGUAUAACCGACACAACAAUUUUCAAACAUUCAUACAAUCACUUAUGCUUCUCUUCCGAUGUGCUACCGGUGAAGCUUGGCAAGCAAUCAUGUUGGCCUGUACCAAAGGUAGACCCUGUGAUCCUGGAACCAAGAAAAAUAAACCCGAAUGUGGUUCCAUUUGGUCUUAUGCAUAUUUUGUUAGCUUCAUAUUUUUCUGCUCAUUUUUGAUGCUCAAUCUUUUCAUUGCCGUCAUUAUGGACAACUUUGACUAUUUAACUCGAGAUUCAUCCAUUCUCGGUGCCCAUCAUUUGGAUGAGUUUAUUCGUGUUUGGGCUGAAUAUGAUCCGAAUGCUUCAGGUUGGAUUCAUUACACUGAAAUGUACGACAUGCUUAGAAACAUGGAUCCGCCUUUGGGUUUCGGUAAUAAAUGUCCAAAUCGUUUGGCUUACAAGAAACUGAUUCGCAUGAAUAUGCCCGUCAAUCCAGAGGGUAAAGUAAACUUUUCAACAACCUUGUUUGCCUUGAUUCGUGAAAAUUUGAGCAUCAAAAUGAGGCCAGCAGAUGAGAUGGACAUUGCUGAUCGAGAGUUGCGUGAAACUGUUCGUAAACUGUGGCCUUUACAAGCUAAAAAGAUGCUUGACAAGAUGAUUCCACCCGAUGAUGAAUUGGGUGCAGGAAAGUUGACUGUGGGUAAAAUUUAUGCUGGUCUCUUAGUUCUGGAGAAUUGGCGAACAACUCGAUUCGGAACUGUCCCAGGAUCGGGUUUAGCUGAAAAAAGUGCUCUCCCUGCUUCUGGUGAUGUUUCGCGUCCAUCAUUAUUACAACGAUUGAUGGGUGCAGUUCGUCAAAGCAAUUCCCAUGCAACUCGAGAUCCACACGAAGAUCAUUUCGACACUGGAAGUGGAGGCCAAGAGGCAAGUCGCAAAGGCUCAGUCAGGUCAAAUCUAAGCAUCGAUGAUGAGGAUGGCAAGGAGAGACGACGGUCUUUUAGUUUCCUUCGUCGAGGAAGUAGUAAACGCAAAUCCAAGAAAGACUCUAGUGAUUCAAAAAACUUUGAAACUCAGGAACAAAUGUCUCAACAAAUGGCUCAUCUUAAACCCGAUUUGCAAAUUACUCGACCUGGAUCGAGGUCGCCUUCACCUACUCGGGAUGAGUCUCCUGUGAAGGGUGAUCGAGGUCGAUCUCCAGUUGGUAGAUCACGAUUACACUCACCUCGACCAUCGGAUGUUGGCUUUGCCGAAGCCGUUUCCGAUGUGGUUGACAUUGUUAAAUUUGAGACUUCACGGAAAGGUCGGGCGAGACAAAAACUUCUUGGAGAUGAAUUUUACUCGUAUGGAUCACCUUUACUUGGUCGCUCUCCAAGUCGUCGUCGAGCCUCUCGUCGUCGUUCUCGUUCACCUUGGAGAGGUCCACCUCCUACAACAACAACAACCGAGGCAACGGGUCGAAGUCGAUCCAUUAGUCCAGAAUAUCGUACAACGUGCCUUGAUAAGCGAUCACGAAGUCCCAGUCCUCAUGGUCAUGCACAUUCCCAUGUUUCCAGCCAUCAUCCUCUCCAAACACCGGUUCCUGGUCCAUCCGACAAUUACUAUGGUACAACCAAGUUGGCUGAACGAAGUCGCAGUCCUUCACCUCAAUCAGCAGUCAGUUUACCCAUUCAAAGGUUAAGAACAGCAGCAACGGCUGUUGGUGCAGCCACAGUUGCCUUGGGACGAUCAAGAACGGGAAGACGUUUACCUGCAACACCAUUUAAACCUUCACCUUUAUCUUUGGGAGGUUCACAAUCAGUUGAAGGAAUAAACUUUCCAACUCUUUCACAUUCACCGACAAUUCCAAUGAUUGAUAAAUCACCCAACAACAUCAACUUUCCCCGUGUAAAUGCAUCACCAACACACACCACUUAUGGACCAUCAGGACAAUGGCCUGCCAAAUCGACAUCAAUCACAGACACUAACCAUACAACUCAGCAACAACAGCAACAACAGCCGCCUUAUUUAUCACCGGAAACGGAUCCGCCCUUAACAUUCGAAGCCGCUGCCAGCCUUGGUAUUGGCCAAGUAACCGGCUCACGAAUACUGCCCUCACCACUGCCCAAUGGUUAUGGGAAACCCGGUAAAAAUACCUCACAUCUUUCAAGGCCUUUGAAACCGCCACCAUUACCAUCAAGAGCAGCCAGCGCAUUAGGAGGUGGAGGAGUCGCUGGUGUUAGUAUUGGACGAGGUCCACCACCACCGAUACCAAUGCCAUCAUCUUCAGCUAUUCCAAUGGGUUCAACUAGCCUACCAAGUCAACAUCAUCAUCAUCAUCAUCAUCAUUCUUCUUCUCCUCCACCAUUAUCACAAGCACCUUUAUUACCCCGACCUGCCUCAGCAGCAGCUAAUAUACCUACUCGUAAACGUCCACCUCCACCACCGCCACCACAGCCACAGCCACCACCUUCAUUACCACCGCCACAAGCACCACCACCUCAACUUUCAUCAACAUCAGCAACUGCAGGAUUGAUAGGGUUAUCAUCAUCACCAACACCAACUCUGUUACCGCCAUUGUUGCCCUCAUCUAUGGCUCCAAUAGCCUUACCUGAAUCACCAUCAGGUCAACCGCCCAUUAUACUGCCCCCUGGACCUUUGGUGACUGCACCAUCGCCUCAUCAUCGACAUCAUCGUAUUGAUGGCUUGACUCUAUUGGAGGUUGAUGAUGAGGAUGAUGAUUGGUGCUAACAUUGGGCAAACUUAGUUGUUAAUCAAUUUUUUUCACUCUUCAUUUUUAUCAUUAUUUAUAUGCAAAUCACUUUGUCAUUGCUAUUGCAAAAUAUUUACCCUUUGUUUUUCACCAUUCAACUUGAUUCAAGUCUCCACCCAAUCUCUAUUUUUUCGUAUUCUGUACUCAUUCUCUAUUAAUUUUGUCCAAUUAAUUCAGUUGAACAACUCUAUCCACCACACCCUGAGUACAAUUUUACCAUCACUCCUUCUUACCUUAGACAAUUACUAAAAUUUAUCAUCUCCUCAUCUUCAUUAUCAUUAUUCUUCAUCUUGAGAAUCAUUUUUUACUUAUUGUUACCAUAAUCUGUUUCAAUGAUAAGCUCUUCUCCAUUUCAAUUCUUUGCUUACGCCAUUUCUCAUUCAACUGAUUGCUAGGCUAAUAAUGGUUCAAUUCAUUAUCUUACUUUAUUCGAUUUUUUAUAACAAAUCAAUUUCAAUUGGUUCAAUUUUUUAAUUUUAGAUUACAAAACGAACAAAACUUAGGAAUAAAUUAAUCAAUCUCUUAUGUUAACGAGAAAAUAAAUGUUGAGCAAAGACUGGAAAAAGAGAAAGCUUUAUCAAUUGUAAAUCAAUUCCCAGUCUUAUUUUGUAACUAAAAGCUAAAAUCAUUUAUCAAUUGAAAUUCCAAUUUUGCGAAUUGUCAUGAUAAACAAGUGAUGUCAAUCUUUAUACCUUCUCCUGGAGACUUUCAUUUUACCAUCAUUAAUAAUCACCAAAAUGCCAGCAUCAUUAUCACAAUUUGAGACACAAAUUUUUGUACUGUAACUCUUUUCCCUCCAUGUUAUCUUUCUUUCAUUUGUAAAUAAUUGUUAUUUCAUUGUUAUUAUCAAUAAUGUUAUUAUAUUAUUAUUAUCAUUAUUAUCUGUAUCGUUAUCAUUGUUGUUUGUUUUUCUUGUAUCUUGCCUUCAAUACAUAUACACACACCACACACAUAAUUUGGCCUCUAAACCACAAGGAGAUAAACAUCUUUUAUCCAAUUCCAACUUUACCUUGUUCACGAACAACAGCUCAUGGUAAACAAUGGCUGGUACUAAUUGUGGCACUAAUGAUGGUGGUGAUGAUGGUGGCUAUCAUUGAAAAGGAUAAUCACAAUCGAGUAUCCAACAACGAAUUUCAUCUUAUGGGUCAACUUUUAUUUCUCUCUCCAUUCUCUUUUCACCUUUCACUUUGCCCUUCAUUUUGGUUCCAAGCACAACCUUUUUGUUUUGCUUUACCAACAUUUUCAUCAUCAUAUUGUAAUCAACCGAGAAUCAACAAGGAAAAAUAUUCGACAACAAAAGCAAUUGAUAAACAUUAAGAGGGACGAGAAAAUGAGCCUUAAUUGUUUUGAUACUCUUGUUUUUUUGUAGCUAAAGGUAUCAUCCAUUAACUCAUGUAACUCCAUGCAAAAGCAUCAUUUAAGCAUAAAACCAACACAAGCUUAGACCAAUCAGCCAUAAAAAAUAUCUUGUACAUAGAUUGUGUAUAUAGAAGCACAUUAAUUAUGACAAUUGUUCACCAGAUUGUCUUUCUCAAUCUUUCAGUCUCUUCAUCUUUUUUGUUGACUCAAUUUUUGCUCGUUGUUCAGUACGUGUUAACAAUGAUACCGAAAGGCAAACAAAAUAUAAGGAAAAACAAAAACAUCGAUUGUGUUUGUAUUCACAUUGAUCUGGAAAUCUUUUCAACCUGUAAAUAAUUAUACAAAAUCAAUUGUUAUAUAUAUAAGAUAAUUAUACAAAAAACAAAAUGAUUCUAGGUUCGCCUUGAUUUAUAUAUGUUAAGCAAGAUUUAUAUACAAUUUCAGCUGGUUUCAAAUAAAAAUUAUGGAGGGUUACAGAGUUGGAUAUGUUGAGAAUCGUUAUUAAUGUGUAUAUUAAAUGUAAUAUGGUUCAUCGAAAUGCAUGGUAAUCAACAUUAAAGUUAUUAAGAGCCAUGGCAA